CCUAGGCUGGGAUGCCAACCCAUCGUAGGGCACACUCACACAAGUACACCUAGGGGCAAUUUGGUAACUCCAGGUAACUUCAGCAAACUUUUGGACUGUGAGGGGAGAGAAGCCAGAAUACCUGGAGGAAAUCUGGAGAAGAACAUGCAAGUUCCAUACACAUGGAACUGGGGUGGAGAACUGAACCUUGGGGGGUUCUCUCACAGAGAUGGCAGGGGACCGCGCUAACCACAGCGUUACCGCGCCGCCCCCUCGUUAAUCCUGUUAUACAUUAACACUACAGUCUGUCCGAUUAGCCUACUGGAAUGUCUUUCGACCACACCGACUCAUAGGGUCCAAGUACUGCCGGACUAUAGAGUCCAAGUGCCACUUACUUGACUGCAUGGUAUAGGCGAUCUAAUAAAAUAGCAGGCGACUUUUCGGUGUGCAUCUUUUACCCUUUAUCCAGCUGCAGUGAAGUGCCUGUUUAAACUAGCUUCAUGUACGAGAAAAGCGCUGCCGCUUGAAUGCAGAAUUUCGGCGCAAUUAUGAGAAAUUGGCUAAUCACAGGGUUUACUGAUCACGGUCGUUGUGGUCCUACGGCUCAUAUUUCAGCCAUUCAUUCGCAAUAACUAUACUCGCCUGUUAAAUAGCCUCGAAACCAUGACUCCAGUGGCGACUGCUGGCAGUUGUAGUAAUAGCAGGAAAAUUCUAAUAAAAAUGCUGCGCGCAGAGCCAAUGCGUAGAUACCUCUUUGUAAAUUAAUCAUUUGGGGGAGUUUGGACAUUUGAUAACUAGACACGUAUUUGGUCGUUAAUCGUUUAAGCACGUUAGAAAGUACUUAUACACGCGAAAGCAUAAAGGACUUAUCUUUACAUUUAACUCCAUAUACGUUUUGAAACAUGUAGGCCUAUUCUUUCUAACAUACAAGCCCUUCCAAAAUGCAUUUAAAUAAAUGGUGUAUGUGAAUUAAAAAGUUAUUUAAAAUAAUUUCCUGUGUAAAAAUGCUACUUGUGUUUUUUUGAAUAGUAUGAAUUAGUGGAAUGAUCAUAAUGAACAUAAUGUAAGUACAUCUUUUUAGGACGUGUAAUUUAGGAUAUUUACCUCAACUCCUGUUUAGUUUGUGAGGAGCUAAUUACAACCAAUAAACAAUAAUUACAUAUUUAGUUCUUUUGAAAUAGGGGUUGUAUAGUAAUGAGAUGGUACGAUUAAUUAGUAUAAUAUUACCUCAAAGUAAUUAUGCGUUUUGAAAAGACUUCUUAGUGGCAUAAGUUAGGAAUGACAAAUUAACAUCCCCUGGGAUGAAUUAUUAUAUACAUCAUCAUUAUAUACAUCAGUAACAUUAUUAUAGCAUCGCUAUAAUAAUUCUUUCUGCUCUGAAACUAUUAUCUUGUCCUGACCGCCGUUCUUUAAUUUAGAGCUCAGUUAAAUUAUUGUAAAGUAUUAAAUUUUGACUUCAUGACCAGGUAGGGGUAAAUAUUUGAAUUUAGGUGCGGACUGCUAAUUCUGGAUGAUAAUUCUUUUCGUUGUCUGUUGAAGUUAAGAGCCACUGAAAAUACAUAAACAAAUAAAUAAAUUAAUUUAUUAUGACAUUUGUCAUGGUUCAAAAUAUCAUUAUAAACUAGCUUGAAAAACCAUCCAAUAUUACUUUAGCUAUAUGGAGGACCGGCAUAUAACAAAAGAAAAGGUACAGUACGUUAUUAAUGAAACGCUUUUAUGGCAGGUCGGCACAAUGACUCCUGCCAGAUUGGCUUCGCAGGCCUGCAAUGGUAAAAGCCGGCUGCGCUGUGAUUUCAAUACAAGCAUAGUCAGCCACACCUUUGCAUUAUUACCUGCGCGGAAGUAAAGGGGCAAGGUUACACACAAGCAUGUCUGGAGAUCGCACACUGUAGGUUCUACCUUCGUAACACAGAAACAUCCGCGAAGAUCAAUGGAGAUUGUCCUGCUGAGCCUGAGUUUUAUUCUUCUGUACAGUCUCAGCGUCGUGGGAGGGACCUGCUCCGUUGGAAGCGUGGUGACCUGUAACGACUGUCUGCGGCAAGGUCCUCAGUGCGCCUGGUGCGCGCAAGAGAACUUCACAGACAGGUUUUCUGUCAGCGAGAGAUGUGACACGGUGGAGAUCUUGGAGCAGAAGGGGUGCAGCCUGGAGCUCAUCGAGUUUCCUGUAACCAGUGUUUGGAUCUAUCAGGAUGAGCCGGUGGGGAAGAGCGAAGGCGCUGCCAACCUCACUCAGAUAUCACCACAAAAAAUGUCCAUGAGCAUGAGAACAGGAAGUGAGGUCACAUUCCAAAUCCACGUUCAGCAGACAGAGGACUAUCCCGUGGACAUUUACUACCUGAUGGAUCUAUCUGCAUCCAUGUUUGAUGAUCUGCAGAUGAUUAAAAACUUGGGAACCACCCUAUCCAAGGAGAUGGCCAAACUGACAAGUAAAUUCAGGCUGGGCUUUGGAUCGUUUGUCGAGAAACCGGUCCUCCCUUUUAUUAAAACCAUGCCUGCAGAUUUAGAGAACCCCUGCAGCUACUAUGGCAUCAGUUGUCUGCCCACAUUUGGAUACAAGCAUGUCCUUCCACUCACUUCCAACAUGGAGAAAUUCAAUGAAAUCAUAAAAGCCCAAAAGGUCUCAGCCAACGUCGACGAUCCAGAAUGUGGCUUUGAUGCCAUCAUGCAAGCAGCUGUGUGUGGGGAGAAGAUUGGCUGGAGGAAUGACUCUAUGCACCUGGUGGUAUUUGUUAGCGACGCUGACUCGCACUUCGGAAUGGACAGCAAGAUGUCGGGCAUCGUGAUCCCCAAUGACGGGAAGUGUCACCUGGAUGACAGAAACGAGUAUUCCAAAUCUACUGUCCUGGAGUACCCAACUCUUGGACAGCUCAUCGACAAGCUGGUAGAAAACAAUAUCCUUCUGAUAUUUGCCGUCACUAACAAGCAGAAGAGUAAUUAUGAGAACUAUGCCAAGCUCAUCCCUGGGGCUACUGUCGGAGUCCUUGCCGACAACUCCCAGAACAUCCUGGAGCUGAUUGUGAAUGCUUAUAAAGAGCUGCGGUCGGAGAUCGAGCUGGAGGUCCUGGGUGACACGGAGGGCCUGCAGAUCUCCUUCACGGCCCUGUGCCACAACAGCACUGCGCUGCCUGGGCAGAAGCACUGCUCCAACAUCAAGGUCGGGGACAUGGUGUCCUUCAACGUGACAGUGGAGCUGUCCGAGUGCCCGUCGGGUCCCAAGCACUUCACCGUGAAGCCAGUGGGAUUCCAGGAUGCACUGGAGGUGCAGUUGGAGGCGCUCUGCGAGUGUGACUGCCAGCGGCGGCCUGAGCCCCACAGCAGCCUGUGCAGUGGUGGCCGGGGGGCGCUCCAGUGCGGAACGUGCCUGUGCGAUGCCGGCUACAUGGGCCCACACUGCGAGUGCACAGAGGAGAGCGUGCAGAGCAGCAGCUGCAAGGCGCACCCCGAGGCGGAGUCCUGCAACGGCCAGGGCGAGUGCUACUGCGGGCAGUGUGUCUGUAACCCCUCCAACUUCGGCCGCAUCUACGGUGCCUACUGCGAGUGCAACGACUUCUCCUGCGUCCGCUUCCGCGGUGACAUCUGUGGAGGACACGGGGACUGCGACUGCGGCCAAUGCGCAUGCCACCCGGGCUGGACGGGCGAGUACUGUAACUGCAGCAGCAGCACGGACGCAUGCCUGUCGGCGGACGGGGCACUCUGCAGCGGCCGGGGGAAGUGCGUCUGUGGGAAGUGCGCGUGCUCUGUGCCUGGGGCGUCAGGGCGAACCUGCGAGCGAUGCCCCACCUGCGGGGAUAACUGUGCCCUCUUUAGGGGCUGCAUCGAAUGUCACCUGCAGGACAAGGACCCCCCCGAGGACUGUCACCUCAAGUGCAGCAUCCCUCACGUCUCCGUCAACCGCACUGCAGAUAAAGUUUCAGAGUAUGAUGUGAGCCAGUCCGUCACUUGUACCCUGAGGACAGAGAAAGACUGUGUCCUUUCAUUCGGACUGGUGACAGGAGAGCACGGCAACGUCAUCUACAACCCCAAACUAUCCGACUGCCCCGAGCCCCCCAACAUUGAAAUGAUAGUGCUGGGCGUGUCGCUGUCGGUCCUCACCAUCGGGCUCAUCCUGCUGGGAAUCUGGAAGCUGCUCGUGUCUGUCCACGACCGGAAAGAAGUGGCCAAAUUUGAGGCUGAAAGGGCCCAGGCAAAAUGGCCAGUGGGUACGAACCCGCUCUUCAGAAGCUCGACGUCGACCUUUAAAAAUGUGACGUACAAAAAUAACGACAGGCAGAAAGUGGACAUUUUACCGGAUGGAUAUUGAGCCCUUUCACACAACGUCUUUUAUGAACUGCAGAAUUAUUAUUAUUAUUAUUAUUUUUGCUGUGAGCAUUUAAACUUUCAGGGACGUGAAAAAAUCAGUCACUACUACUGAUGCAAAUGUUUGCUGGAACACUGGAAUAUCACUCGUUUUUUUACUCCUUUUCUCUGUCAGACUGUACUGUAUCGUUUUGUGUGUCGCGUUCGUCACUAUUUGUAUAGAAAAGUUUAAGAAAUCUUAGAUGGAAUCCUCGAGGCUGAGCCUUGAAUUGUCGUAAACUGGACACUUAUUUAGUAAUAUUUACGCUAAUAAAUCUUAAGUGUGACGGA
This is a messenger RNA of Brienomyrus brachyistius, 4605 nucleotides long. RefSeq names its product integrin, beta 6 (gene itgb6). Gene Ontology annotation, cellular component: focal adhesion; cell surface; integrin alphav-beta6 complex. The record is from RefSeq and is a predicted model, not a curated record. The transcript is spliced from 16 exons. Gene Ontology annotation, biological process: integrin-mediated signaling pathway; cell-matrix adhesion; cell migration. Lineage: Eukaryota; Metazoa; Chordata; Actinopteri; Osteoglossiformes; Mormyridae. Gene Ontology annotation, molecular function: integrin binding. The coding region runs from base 1910 to 4279 and encodes 789 amino acids.